GGCUGGCUGAAAAUUACCCUCUGAAGGCACAUCCACUUCCCCCGCCUUAUCAAUCACAUCCACCAGCCCUCUCUUCCUCCUCCAGCCCCCCUUGCUGCUGGGUCACUUCUCUCUGCCUUCCCAAUCCAAAAAAACGCCAACCAGACACUGGAUUCCAGCUUGACUCAGCCGGAUCCGGUCCCUCUGGCGACUCACAGAGACCAUAUAUACUUCUUCCGCUGGGCUGCCUCACCUCUUUCUCCCCCUUUCAACGCUGCUCCAUCUCCCCUGCGCCCUGCACCCAUCUCCGUCUCUGCCACCAUCAGCUCAUCCCGGACUCCCCCGCUGAGCCAACAAGCUGACUAUCAGGUCCCUGCUCCCACACGCAGAACCAGACGAAGAAAAUCUCUCCCCGAGGAUGACGGAAUACGAUUACUCGCCAGAGGCAUACGAGCGCCAUAUGCGCACCCAGAACCGCGUCGGUAACUGGGUCUCCGACACAACCAAGGCCUCUAGUGAAUACAGCAAUCCCUUCAUCCUCUCUCCCAAUCACGCCGCCCGUGCCCUCGAUGCCUGGAUAGAGAAACCACAGACUCAACCCCAGGGCCAGCAGUUCUACGCCCCACCCCGGGGACACCCACAGCAGCCCUACAUCCAGACCCAGCCCCAGCCGGGCCCAUCGCGCCAGUCCAUUCUCCAUCGCAGCACAUCCUCGUCCAAACCCCGCAGCCCGACGACGUACACCCCUACCGGACGGAACCCAACAACGUCCGCACCCAACCAUCCCACGUCCCGCAGCCCGACAAACUCCAAGCCGGAGAAACCCCGCGGUCGCGACCGCGAUCGCAGCCUUGGCAGCUCCGCCACUAUCGUCGCAUCAAACUCAGGCUCCGGCUCAGGUUCAGGUGCGGGUGCGGGCUCGUACCCACGACUGAACCCCAAGCGUUCCAAGACGCUCCCGCCCAACACCGCGGACGGUGCCCGUGGGUCGCGGCAGACGCGCUCCCGUUCGCACUCGCACUCGCAGCAGCGCGAGCCGAUUCAGCCCGCGUCGCACCAGCCACAGGUGUAUGCGCAGCCGCACAUGCAGCAGUCGCAGGCGCAUAUUCACCAUCCCCACCAUGUGCACACGCAAUCGCAGCCCCAGCCGGUCCAGCACCAGACUAUCCGGCGCUCGCAAUCCCGCUCGCGGUCGCAGUCGCAGGGCCAGGGCUGGCAGUUCGUUGACAAGCCCUCGACCCGCUCACGGGACACGUCCAAGACCCGCUCUCCCUUAUCCAGAUCAUCUUCGCAGCAACGGCGGACAUCGCAGCAGCAGGGCGGCGUCAGCCCCUCACAGACGAUGAAGACGAGCCCACGCUCGCAUGACCGGUCACCACCGACCACAUCCCCUGUGUCGAUCCCAGCGUCAUCGCCGAGAGGAGGCCCACCUGCGAGAGGCAACUCGACGCCAGCAGGAUAUGCGCAGUCUUCCUACGAUGGGAACUCGAGCACGAUAUAUCUCCCUCCUGGCCCACCCGGCCAGACGUACUUUGUCGUCCCCCCGCCCGGCGGGCGGGUUGUCGCUGGGGACCCUGCCGACAAAGUUUACCCAUCGCGCGCGGUCCCGACCUCGCCGACGAAGCAGUCGCUCCUGAAGCGUCUCCUUGGGUUCCUCAUCUCCUCUGGCUCGUCGCAUAAAGGCAGCGAGAAGAGCGGCAGGGGCAAGUCACGGCGGUCGAACCGUCGGUCAACAUAUUAGAUUAUCUGUUUCUCUCGAUCUUGCUUUCGAUCUCCUUCGAUCUUGAAUCUGUUCCAUAUCCUUCGAUCGGCGGUUUCAAUCUGGGCGCAUACUAGACUAUGGUGCGACAAUCCAUCGCAUGCAUCGUGACCCACAAACACGUUUUGCCACCACCGUUUCACAACACGCCCCCUUGCGGUCACCCCACUUCACGCUCCCGCCUCUCCCCUGCAUGCAGCGCCGGCCGCCACCCAUUACCUCUUGACUUAUCACCUCUGUGGAUACACCCUCACCUUCGACUCAUUUUCGACUCAUCUUCAUCCUCAUCUUUGCCUGUCAUCUUCGUUUGUGUUCGCUCUCCGUGUUCAUCCCCAGUCUCAUUUUCACUUGUCCCUUGUUUUGCCGCAGCACUUGAAGCUCCGAUGCACAAUACCACACCACUACCACCACGUCCCCCCAUCCCAUUCCACCAUUGCUCUCCGUCACCAUUACCGUCACCACCUAUUCACCCCAUAGACUUGGCUAAUCUCCCCAACACGUUCGCAUCACUCACGUCACAUGAACUCUCCGAACUUUCGAACCCUCGAACUAUGUGACUAUAUGUUUAUGGCUAACCUUAUGCACACUAUAUGCGCUUGCUUAUGCUUUUAUGGACUGCGUACGUUAUGCACCCAUUUAUCCCUUUCCUUAACCGUUUCCCUCUGCUUCUUACUUCCUCCGUUUCGAUUCCCUUUACGUCCCCAUCCUCGUCUUAUCCUGCUUUCAUCUGUCUCUCUUCUUCUACAUUGUAGAGCACCACCACCCUCGCCUCACGGCAAAAAUUACUCGCGCCGCGGCAGAGCCUCGGCUCACUGCUUCGCACCGAUCUCGAUACCCCCGAUCGCAGGCAGACGCGUACGGUCUGUACAUACUAUCCCC
Molecule: messenger RNA, 2617 nt
Organism: Coniophora puteana RWD-64-598 SS2
Lineage: Eukaryota; Fungi; Basidiomycota; Agaricomycetes; Boletales; Coniophoraceae
Exons: 2
Coding region: 398-1720 (440 amino acids)
Source: RefSeq, a predicted model, not a curated record